Lates calcarifer (barramundi perch) is the source of this 6335-nucleotide messenger RNA. RefSeq names its product zinc finger protein 654. Gene Ontology annotation, biological process: regulation of transcription by RNA polymerase II. The record is from RefSeq and is a predicted model, not a curated record. Gene Ontology annotation, cellular component: nucleus. NCBI's taxonomy places the organism in Eukaryota, Metazoa, Chordata, Actinopteri, Centropomidae. Gene Ontology annotation, molecular function: DNA-binding transcription factor activity, RNA polymerase II-specific; DNA binding.
GCGCUGGAUACAGCAGCCAGUAUGGCGGACAGCGAAAGUGAUUUGGAAACAGACAGGCUUGAAUCAGCCCUGGACACAUUAUGUAGUAGACACUGCUGCGAUGAGUCGUCUCUCAAGAGCAAAGACUAUUGCUCUGAGUUUUGUGAGCUGGUUGAGGAGUACACAGGGCAAUGGCAAGUUCCUCUCCCCCAGCUCAAGGUGCUGCGGACAGCACUCUGCAGUUUCACCAAAGCCACUGCUGCCUUCCCUGAUGACUGUCAGCACAUCCACUAUGUUCUCAGUAGUUUGGCCUUGAGCUUCUUUGAACUGAUGCUGUUUUUCAGCAAAGAAGAAUUUGUGGAAGAACCUUUAAAAGACAUCCUUGAUUCUUUUCAGAAGUGUCACUCUCAGCUCCUGAGGCACAGGAAUGGCUACCUUCUGCAUGUGAGGCAGAUCAUCAAAGCAGGAGGCCCAUGGGAGAAUCCAGUACUGCAAGGAAUCCUGAAGGAGGCAGAUUUGCCACCAAAGGAAGUUGAGGAGUACUUGAGCUUGGAGUUGCCAGUAUUCUUGGAGCUGCGGGUUCGUUAUCUGCAGGCUUGUGAACGCAUGAAGGAGGCUAUGGCCCUGGCUAAAAGCUGCCUGGAAAAUCCAGAUGCUGGAAAGCACCUGUACUUCCAUCAGGCUUACCUGACCUGCCUCUACAAGGCCUCACUGCAUGAACAUCUUCACAAGGAGAUGGCAGAGAUAGAUGGCCGUGAUGCAGUGGAGAUCAUCUGCAACACAGAGAGUGUUGAAAAAGAUGAGCUCCUGUUGUCGCUGUGUAAAGCUUUCCUUACCCAGCAUCUACACAAUGGAGACAUGUAUUACAUCUGGGACCUGGUGUUCAUCUGGAGUAGGUUGCAUCUUAGAGCCCAUCCCUCCAGACAAGGCUUCCUGGCUGAGUGCUUAGAGCUGGCCUCCUCUGCUACCAAUGUCAGAGCCAUCUUCCCCUUCAUCAAACUGGUCACUACAGAGGUGGGUGGAGAAGGAAUCCAGGUAUGUGUGGAGCUUUGUGCCAGGGCCUUGCAGCUGUGUGACUUGCAGGCUGACUCUGUAACCCGGUCAUUGGUCUGCAAGACCAUCGCCUUCCUCCUGCCUCAUGACCUGGAGAUCUGUCGAGCAUGUGCCCUACUGGUCUUCUGCCAGGAACGCAGCGUGGAGGCUUACCGAACAGUCUGCCUGCUUUACAUGCAUCCUGACCAGGAGCCGCAUCCCCACAACAACCCCGUCCGGACCAAUGUCCGCUUCCAUAUUCUGCAGAUGCUGAAGGAGCGCCUGUGCUUUGACCCCGAGUUUUGGAACUUCCUAACCCUCAGGACUCAUUGCUUGGAGUUGAUAAGUGACAAGGUUAUGAAGGCUGCUGUUCUAAAUGAGAUGAAGGAAGAAGAGAGGGAAUAUAAUGAGGAGCUGUUAACAAAUAAUUGUUUAAGUGACUCAUGCAGUCAAGGUAUAAAUUUGUGCCAGUGCACUGAAGCUACAUUUGUGAACCAAGACCUUCCAGAAGAGCAGAUUAUAGAUGGAGAGGCAGGGAAGUGUGUUUCUCAAUCAAAUAAUGCUCUGUUGAAGAGGAGAAAAUGGAGGAGAAGGCUGCGAAGGAGAAAACACACUGCUUCUGACGAUGAGGCAGACGCUGGUGAUGAUCCAGAGAUAAAAUACAAUCUCAAAUCCACCUCUGCAGGUAAUAAACCCAUGUAUUCACUAAGACGCAAUCACACUAACAUGGAAAAUUCUGCCUCUGCAAAGCUCCCUCUAAACCGCAAGAGAGAGUAUUUGUCUAGAUGUGUUAAGAGCCAGAUUUUGAAAAGGAAAGGUUGCAAGAAAAGAUGGUUGCAGGGUCUUCCAAGGCUGGAGCAGGUUCAGACAGUUAAAGAGAAGAAGGUCAAAGUUAAAGGGAAGAAACGGGGAAGGAAACCUUUACUAAAACUGGAACUCUCCUACCCUGAUAAUGAAAUGUUCUUUACUGAGGAUGAAUCUGGUUUUGAGGAGAAAACUGGCACAGAAGACAAUGAGCAGGAGAUGCCUUAUCUGGAGAAUGAACUUGAACAAAAGACUGAACAGAAAGAGAAUCAAAUUGAGCAAAUGAGUGACCUUGAGAAGGAAAAUGGACUUGGGGAACAUACUGACUUGGUCUGUGUUAAUAGACUUGGUGAACAAACCCAGGAGGAAUCUCAAACACAGCUUGGUUCCAAGGUUAGUGAAGGUUCUCCUGGAGAGCCCCAGGCUGCUGUUGCUGCUGUCGAAGGAGAUCCUGAGCUUGAUGGACCACCCUUAGAGUUACUGGAUUGUCCAAUAGAACUGUUACACAGUUACUCCCUUAAAUCCAAAAAGCCUGACAGUGAGAAACUGCAACCUCACGAAUCCUCAGCACCAGAUGAACUUAAUGGUGACAUAGAACAGGAGCCCCAACCCACAGAGGAAACAGAAGUCUCAAAUGCUGAGGUGAAAACCAAGAGAACAUGGAAGGACAGAGUACUCCGUACCCAACAAUAUGCCCAUUUGAUGCACCACUGCAACAUUUGCCGCAAAGACUAUAAAGGCUUGAAUGUUAUGAGGCACGCUCUCUCACACCUUAAGAGCAGAAAACUUAGAUGUAUACUCUGUGGAAAACGCUUUAAACAGCUUCCUUUUGCCAAAAAGCAUGUUCUGGACCACAUUGAUGAAAUGUGCAAGCAAAAACCCCCUGAAAAAGAGCAAUCCACUGAAGACACUCCAGCUGCUAAUGGAAUAACAGAUAAUGUGGAAAACCAGAAUCAGCCUCAGGAUGAAAAUCAGACUUCCAUUUCUGAUGAGGAAACUCCUAAACAGAAAUCUGGGGGCAAAACUAAAGUUGCCAGCCUCAGCAGGGAAGUUCGAAUAAUCAGAAACCUCCGCACCCUCAUCAAAAAGACAUCUGUGCUUCACAAAAAGUGCAAGAACCCGAAUUCAAAUAUUUUCAAGCAGGUAGAUUUCAAGGAUGAGCAGGUAGUUAUUAAAGAUGACCUGGUGAUUGUAAGAGAUCCCUCUGUGAUGGAAAACGAGGGGGAGGGGGAAGGAGAAGGGAAGGAGAACCCAGUCGGAGAAAAUGGCUAUGGCCUGGACAUCACAUAUCACUUGUGCCCUUCAGAGUCCUGUGAUAGAGUAUUCUUGAGGAUCAGCACCACACUAACAAAGCAUGCUAUCAAAUGCCAUAUUAAUGAAGAGAAGGUGCUGGAGAAGACUUUCAUUUGGACUAAGCACAAGUGUACACUCUGCCUCAGGCAGCUACAGUUUCUCCAGCAUUAUAAAGACCACAUGAAGCUCCACAAUACUCCUCUCCCACACUUCUGCUACCAUCUGGAGUGUAACCAGCGUUUCUUGACGCAGCAGGAACUGAAAGACCAUGUCAACACUCACAAGCCCCUCAGACCCCAGUGUCCCUUCGCAGACUGUGAAAAGCUCUUCUCAAGCCUUCAGGGCCUCUAUGACCAUGAAUGGAGACACUACAUCCCUGCACCUCAAAGAGAGGAGCUCGAGUUGGGACCCAGCAAACAGAAAAACCAAAAUGCUGAAGCUCCUUGGAAGCAACGAGUGAAGGUUGAGGAGAUAUGGUUGCAGAGUAAAAAAGGGCAGAGGGAGAGUCCAACCCCUGAUCAUGUUGAAGCCUCUAAUCAGGAGAUGAUCAAAACUGAUGAGCAGGAUUGUGUAGCAAGUGUUCCAAACAGUGGUGAAGACCUAGGUAAAUCAGAAAAUUAUUCAGAAAAACCAGUCAGUUCCGAGCCCAUGGAUGACAGCAAAACCACCAUCAAUGGAUAUCAAGAUGUGACACGAAAUGUGACCAACGGGUCAAACUCCACUUCCCAUACAAGUGCUGCUGCAACCACUCCAAGUAAGAAGUGCCGGAAAAGGACACCAGUUGAAUGGGACCCUUUGAAUGUCAGAGACCUUGAGGAUUUGUCUACCUUGGCUGAGGGAGUCCAACGGAAACUUGGAGAGCCACACAUCACUGAGCACAAAACCUUCAAACCUGAAGAUCCCUCCUACGCUACUUUUGUCAAAGCCCCCUUCAUCCGGCCGCCACCUUCCACCUAUCUUGAUGAAUCUCUGCUCUCUAUGCGCAAGAGGAGAUCCAUUGACGAGGCCGCUCAGAAGAAAAAUGUCCACUGGAGCAAUAAGAAAAAGAAAGAGCCUGCCCCAGAGCAGGAGCAGAAAGUGGAUGAGGUGGCCCCUGUGCAGAAGGUCAGACAUCGCUGCGACAAAUGUCUGACCUCUUUCAGCAGCUUAGAAGAGUUACAGAGACACCAAGCCCUUAACACCUGCUCCUCACUCUUUGGCUUUGAUUCUGAUGAUGAAAGUUAGUACUGCAUGAAGAGGAGGUACAGCUGGAUUGACCAUUAUAGUCUGUCACUUGGCUCAGGGCAAGCCUUGAAGAUGAAUGAAACACUGGAACCCAUUCUCAAUACUCAGAUAUAGUACAUAUUUGAUUAUUGGAUACCAGUUUGUUAACAAAGGCAGGUUAUGUGCCAAAAUUGUUAAUUGGAGGAUUUUAGUAAAAACUUUUGAAGCAAUAAUUUUGACAGCUAAAGCUAGUUUUGAACACAUUGUUUUUCUUCAAAAUAUCAGUGAGCACUUUAUCAAAUAAGUAAAAAAAAAAAAAAAAUCAGUGGUAAGUCUGUUAAUUCUUGUAAUCUGUGAUAAGUCAGUAUUGCUCCUAAAAAUGAACAAAAGCAUAUCUGAACAUAACUCUGAACCGUGCCUGGGAACUGAGAAACCAAAUAUGACCCAGGAUAACCUCCCUAGAAUAAAACACUCAAUAGCUAUUCAUGUACAAAGUACAUGCAGCCAUAAAAAAACAACACAAAUCCCAGUAUUCCAUUUUUAGAUCACCAGAAUGCUAGCAUUGUAAUGACAAAUCUUUGCUGGACUUAACAUAUUGUGGUAAAGUUCUAGCGCCACAUGAUAUGUUAUGGUCAGUGAAGGUUUAUGAACCUUAUAGGAAAAUAGAUUGCGCAAUGUAUUUGCAUUUCUAAAUCAUUAUUACUGACACAACUAUACACAGUUUCAACUUGAGUUUCAAGCUCACUCCACUGCAAGUACUGACAGAUUUAAUCCAGUCAUUCAUUUUUCCUGAGUCGGUAGAAGGAGGCAAAGCUGGAUGUAUGAAUAGAUGAAAUGCUUUUGCCUUUUCUAGCAUACUCUGGCAUGCUUAGAGGUCAGUAAUCUAUCACAAUAUACCAUCAAAUAUGUCUGCCUGGUCUAUUUCUAAGGUACUACUACAUGCCAUAGCACGAUAAACACUCAGCCACAAAUCUUUCAGUUACUUGACAAAUAAACUGCAAAAUGCUUUAUUGGGUUUAGUAUGCAUCGUAAUGCAAGUCGGACAUGUCAUCAGUCAGGGCCAUUGAAAGCAAUGGAGAAAUGCCCCUUAAUGCUUUUAGCAAACUGCAUCCCCUUUAGAAUUUGUUCAUUUCUGGUUUUCAGUUUAACCUGUUAACACUAUAAGGAAUAUGUCCAUUUAGGUCAUAUAAUAUUGUGAAAAGUCCUGGUAAUUGAUGGAAAGUUGAGCUCUGUGCAUGUUGCUCUUUCUGUUUAAAAUGUAUAGUCUUCCAAAUUAAUCAUGCACCACUCUGACCUUUGUAGGGAGGAUAUAUAAUCAAGGUCCCUCAGACAUGUGGUGGUUAUUUUCUCUCAACAACAUCUUUGUUGUAAAAAUUAAUUCUGAAUAAAUCCUCCAAACCCUUGUUACAUACAACAACUUUUAAAACAAUAAGAGGAGGUAUUUUAAGCUUAAUGUGUAGGCUGCUGUUUUUUUUUUUUUGUUUGUUUUUUUUCUUUGGUAGUGAGGCAGGAUUGGGUUUGCCUUUGUUAGUAAGUCUUCUGGUCAUGGUCUGACAACAUGAAUCACUUGACUCAUUAAAGCCGUGACCAAAGUAUCUGUAACCAUGUAAAUCUGCCUUCAUACUGUCACACUAAUUCUCUGUACAGCAUAUGAAUUAUUCACAAUUUUACUGGUGCCAAGACUGAAUCAGUGUUAGACUGUAGGUAAACAUUAAUAACAGUAAUUCAGUACCAGUUUGCUUUGGUUUUCAAAGUUUUUUGUUACUCAGUUAAACUCAAUGAUCAUGUAUUUCACUAUGUAGAGUAUUUUACAUUGGUCCUUUGUUAUGUAUAUACUUUUGAGAUGGUUGAUCUGUUUGAUAACUUUUUAAUGUAAUGUUUUUAUGGGAUUGUGCACUUAAACUGGCUUAUUUAUAUGUACAAAGGUUAAUAGAUUGGAUUUGUAAAGGUAAUGAUUCCUCAUCUAUUUUUCUUAAAGAAAAGGUGAUUAAAUUUGUUUGAAUAAACAAAUUAUGAAUCUAAAA